CAUAUACGAUCUUGAAUGUGACGUCACGGCUGCGCGUCUGCAUCAACAUGGCGAACAUUCGAUGUGUCAAGGGUAUGGUGGGCCUGGUGACGGGUGGUGCGUCUGGACUGGGCCGGGCUACGGUGGAGCGUCUGGUGCAGAACGGAGCAUCUGCUGUGAUCCUGGACCUCCCCUCGUCUGACGGACCAGCGCUGGCGGCCAGUCUGGGGGAGCGCUGUGCCUUCGCUCCUGCAGAUGUAACAUCCGAGGCAGACGUCCAGUCAGCUGUGGCCUUGGCCAGAGAGAAGUUCGGGAGACUGGACCUCGCCGUUAAUUGCGCUGGAAUCGCUGUCGCCGUCAAAACCUAUAACUUUAAGAAGGAUCAACCUCACAGCCUGGAGGACUUCCAGCGCGUUAUCAAUGUGAACAUCGCAGGAACCUUCAAUGUGAUCCGCCUGGCGGUGGGUGAGAUGGGGAAGAAUGAGCCUGAUGUAGACGGACACAGAGGAUGCAUCAUAAAUACAGCCAGUGUGGCAGCCUUCGAUGGGCAGGUCGGCCAAGCAGCUUAUUCAGCCUCUAAAGGUGGAAUUGUUGGAAUGACCCUCCCCAUUGCAAGAGACCUGGCACCCAUGGGCAUUAGGGUUGUCACGAUCGCACCAGGUCUGUUCUCUACUCCUCUCCUGGCCGGUCUUCCAGAGAAGGUGCGAUCCUUUCUGGCCCGUCAGGUGCCCUUCCCCUCCCGUCUGGGAGACCCUGCUGAGUUUGCCCACUUAGUGACAUCAGUGGCUGAGAACCCCAUGAUCAACGGCGAGGUGAUAAGACUGGAUGGAGCCAUCCGCAUGCAGCCAUGAGACCGAUGACCUGUGUGUGUGUAUAUAUGUGUGUUUGGUCACAGACAAAUAAUUAAAUCAACAACUGACUCAAACUGCACGAAAGCAGUGAAUGUUGAUGUGUGUCUGGGAGUGUGUCUGUGAUACUGCCUGAUGCGUUUUUGUUUCUGACAGCUGCAUAUGAUAAAUAUGUUACUAUGGAUCACCAACACCACUAUCAGUUCUAUUUGUUAGUGUAACAGAGAAUGUGUGGAAAAAUGUGAAUCAUUUAAAGCAUUGCAGUUCUUUAUUCACUCCACUUUGGUUGUUUUGUAAGUGAAUCUAGAUUAUAAUAAAACCUCAGAUGAUUCAGUUAUCUAUUAAAGGG
Molecule: messenger RNA, 1176 nt
Organism: Sphaeramia orbicularis (orbiculate cardinalfish)
Lineage: Eukaryota; Metazoa; Chordata; Actinopteri; Kurtiformes; Apogonidae
Gene: hsd17b10
Product: hydroxysteroid (17-beta) dehydrogenase 10
Exons: 6
Coding region: 48-830 (260 amino acids)
Biological process (GO): androgen metabolic process; fatty acid metabolic process; estrogen metabolic process
Cellular component (GO): mitochondrion
Molecular function (GO): estradiol 17-beta-dehydrogenase [NAD(P)+] activity
Source: RefSeq, a predicted model, not a curated record